Messenger RNA from Cercopithifilaria johnstoni, 1143 nucleotides. NCBI's taxonomy places the organism in Eukaryota, Metazoa, Nematoda, Chromadorea, Rhabditida, Onchocercidae. The record is from the annotation of a GenBank genome assembly.
AUGUUGAAAACAUAUCAAACGUUAAUUCUAGAGACGGUGGGCAUUGAUAGGAAUUCCGAAAGGUCACAGGCAAGGAAGAGACGGGAGACGUUUGCAGGUUUUAUUUGUUCAAUGCAUAUUGUUGGACAGGGAUUGCCUAUUUCAGCAUUCUCUUGUACACGGUGUUCCCAUGAAUUAUCAAUUACCUCAGUAUUAUUCUUAUUAUCCAUAAUGAAUUUUGUAUACUCAGAAUGCUUCAUCAUAGCACUGCUGUCUUAUUACUUCUCAGGAUUUGCUAUAAGUGCCAUUGAUUCACAUAAGCGAAGUACUGAUAAUAUCGGUAAUCUUUCCUUUUUGUCAAACUCAGCGAAAGAAGUUUAUCAACAGGCAUCUUCCAAACUGAACAAUGUAGACAAGGAUUUUGCUGCAAUUCUUGAUGAAAAUAAGCCGAAGAAAUCUGUUGACUUAACAUUCUAUCAUGCAUUACUGGCUUCGAUAUCAGUCAUUAUUGUGUCAGAAUUAGGCGACAAGACGUGGUUUAUUGCCGCGAUUAUGGCAAUGAGGCAUUCUCGACUAACUGUUUUCUCCGGAGCAAUGGCAGCUUUAGUUUUGAUGACACUUUUAUCGGUUGGAUUGGGAUGGUUUACUCAGAUCAUGCCACGAUUGUUGACUUACUCUAUUUCUACUGCGCUUUUCGCAUUAUUUGGUAUGAAGAUGUUGUAUGAUGGAUAUCGGUUAUCUCCAACUGAUGGACAAGAGGGUUAUACAGAAGCAGAAGCGGAAAUCCAGAAGAAAGAAUUGCUGCCCGAUUCUUCAAAAAUUUCUGAUAUGGAAAGUGGAGGAAUUCGUAUGCCAAACCAAAAUUCAGCGCGUGCUUUUUUAAAUGUGAUUUCAACACUUUUUUUGGAAACCUUUACGCUUACAUUUUUGGCUGAAUGGGGCGAUCGAAGCCAACUGACUACAAUAAUGUUGGCAGCACGUGAAAAUAUUUAUGGCGUAGUAAUUGGUACUGUGUUAGGACACGCUUUUUGUACAGGAAUCGCCGUUGUUGGCGGUAGACUUGUUGCUACUCAUAUAUCGGUAAGAACAGUUACAUUAAUUGGAGGAGUGGUUUUCAUCUUGUUCGCGUUUUCUUCCUUCUUUGUCAAUCCGGAAUCGGAAUAA